AUGGUUGGUGGCGUAAAACCCCUCAUUGUUGUCCUAAUCCGCGUCGCUGUAGUGGGGGCAAAUAGUUUGGCGCAGUGCAAAUACUUGCCUAGCGACGUCAACUGGCCUUCUCAAGAUGAAUGGGCUGCUUUAAAUAACACAGUCGGCGGUCGAUUAAUCGCCACCAUCCCUCUUGGGUCGCCAUGUCAUGAUCCUACAUACGACGAAAAGCUAUGCGCUUCUUUGCAGGACCAAUGGCUCUAUUCUGGUAUACAUCUGGAGUCGUCUUCAUCUGUGAUGGCACCCAUAUUCGCGAAUCAGAGCUGCGACCCUUGGCAACCCCAAAGCAAGCCAUGCACUCUCGGCAACUAUGUUAGCUAUUCAGUCAACGUAUCUAAGCCAGAUGAUGUUAUCGCUGCGCUCAACUUUUCCAAUAAGAAGAAUGUGCGAUUUGUCAUCCGUAAUACCGGUCAUGAUUACUUAGGUAGAUCGACAGGAGCCGGUGCGCUUUCAGUCUGGCUUCAUCACUUAAAGAGUACUGAGGUUUUGGAUUGGAUUGAUCCGUAUUAUAAUGGCAAGGCUUUAAAAAUUGGAGCUGGUGUAUUAGGAUACGAAGCUCUUGCGGCAGCGGAUGCGUCUGGGCUCGUUGUGCUAACAGGCGAAUGCCCUACAGUGGGAAUCGCAGGGGGGUACACCCAAGGCGGAGGCCACUCAGCGCUGAGCUCCAACUUUGGCUUAGCCGCCGAUAACACACUAUCCUUUGAAGUGGUCACGCCCACUGGGGAGCUAUUGACAGCAUCAAGAACAGAAAAUCAAGACCUCUACUGGGCGCUUAGUGGCGGGGGUGGGGGUAAUUAUGGCGUUGUCAUCUCUAUGACCGUCCAAGCCCACCCGGAUAACAUGGUGAGCGGCGCAUCAUUCCAAAUUAACGGUUCAGACGAGGACCCGAACCAAAUAUUCGACGCGAUAGACGCCUUCCACGCCGCCCUACCCGAGAUCGUCGACUCCGGUGUAAUGAUUAUCUACUUCUUCACAAACACAUUUUUACAAAUUCCAGCCAUGACAGCAUACAAUAAGUCCUUAGAAGAAGUCGAGCAGAUCCUCGAGCCUCUUACUAAAUCGCUCUCAGCUAUAGGCGUCUCGCUAAAGCCUAAUUUCACAGAGUUUCCAAGCUACUACGAUCAUUAUAAUAAUUACUGGGGCCCCCUUCCACAAGGCAACAUUCAAGUCGGCACCCAGCUCUUUGGAGGACGUCUCAUACCACGCUCAGUACUCCCCGACUUCUCAUCAACCGUGCGCAAGAUCGCAGAGAUGGGGGUGGUAUACAUCGGCGUGGGCCUCAAUGUCUCUCAAUUUGGACAGGGUAAGGCCAAUGCGGUACUACCCCAGUGGCGCGAAUCGAUUGUUCACGCGGCUCUCACUUUGCCGUGGAGCUUUCAAGUUCCAUUUGAAGAGAACGUCGAGACACAACUCAAUAUGACCAACAAGGUGCAGCCUGUGGUCGAAGCGGCUACCCCAGGUGCAGGAGCUUACAUGAACGAAGCCGACUUCCAACAGAGCAAUUGGCAAGAGACGUUUUUCGGGGCGAAUUACCCAGAAUUGAGGAGAAUUAAGGCGAAAUAUGAUCCUGAUAGUCUCUUAUAUGCCACAGUUGGUGUUGGUAGUGAAGCUUACACCGUCAGCAAAGAUGGACGGAUGUGCAGUGCCGUCAAGGCAUCUCCUGAAUCUGUUGCUGAAAUAUAG
Messenger RNA from Annulohypoxylon maeteangense, 1722 nucleotides. Its product is annotated as FAD-binding domain-containing protein. Gene Ontology annotation, molecular function: oxidoreductase activity; FAD binding. The coding region runs from base 1 to 1722 and encodes 573 amino acids. The transcript has 3 exons. NCBI's taxonomy places the organism in Eukaryota, Fungi, Ascomycota, Sordariomycetes, Xylariales, Hypoxylaceae. The record is from RefSeq and is a predicted model, not a curated record.